AUGGAGACUUCGUUACUCUGCGCUCUCCACCUGCUGCUGGGGGCUUCUCUUGCCCUUACCCAGACCUUUGAAGGUUCCCACUCCUUGCGGUACUUUGACAUCGCAGUGUCAAGACCUGGCCUAGAGGAGACCCUCUACAUGACCAUUGGUUAUGUGGACAACACAGAGUUCGUGCACUUUAACAGUGCGGCAGUGAAUCCAAGGUUUGAGCCCCUGGUGCCCUGGAUGGAGCAAGUGGGACAGGAAUACUGGAAUGACCAGACUCGCAUUGCCAUAAGUGCAGAACAGCGGAUUCAAACAUACUUCCAGAAACUGCAAGGCUACUACAACCAGAGCGAGAACAGUCCUCACACCAUCCAAAGGAUGACUGGAUGCUACAUUGGACCAGACGGGCACCUACUUCAUGCAUACCGUCAGUUUGGCUAUGAUGGGGAAGAUUACCUCACCCUGAACGAGGAUCUGAGCACAUGGACUGCUGCAGACAUGGCCGCUGAGAUCACCAAGCAACAGUGGGUGACAACUAAUGAGGCUGAGAACUGGAGGGUCUACUUGCAGGGGCCUUGCGUGGUGUGGCUCCGUAAAUACCUGAAGAUGGGAAAUGAGACUCUACUGCGCAAAGUUCCCCCCAAAGCAUAUGUAUCUCGUCACCCCAGACCUGAAGGUGAUAUCACCCUGAGGUGCUGGGCCUUGAGCUUCUACUCUGCUGAUAUCAUCCUGACCUGGCAAAGGGAUGGGGAGGACCAGACUCAGGAUAUGGAGCUUGUGGAGACCAGGCCUUCAGGGGAUGGAACCUUCCAGAAGUGGGCAGCUGUGGUGGUGCCUUCUGGAGAGGAGCAGAGAUACACAUGUCAUGUGCAACAUAAAGGACUACCUGAGCCCCUCACCCUGAGAUGGGGUAAGGAGGGUGAGGCACAUAAUCUGUUGUCAGGGAAACCAGAAGUCCUUCUAGAGACCUUGAGCAGGGUCAAGAUUGAUAUUUGGGGUCAGGGUCCUAUAUUUUUCAUUUCUUUCCAGGCAGGUCUCUCCAGUCUUUCAUCACAAUCAUAGUAGUUGCUGUUGCCCUGGUUCUCUUGGGAGCUUCGGGGGCCACUAUUGUAAUGUGGAGAAGAACUCAGGUAGGGAAAAGGGCAGUCUGAGUUUUCCUUGCAA
Messenger RNA from Mesocricetus auratus (golden hamster), 1149 nucleotides. Its product is annotated as patr class I histocompatibility antigen, A-126 alpha chain-like. Gene Ontology annotation, biological process: immune response; antigen processing and presentation of endogenous peptide antigen via MHC class I via ER pathway, TAP-independent; antigen processing and presentation of endogenous peptide antigen via MHC class Ib. Bases 1 to 1047 code for a protein of 348 amino acids. NCBI's taxonomy places the organism in Eukaryota, Metazoa, Chordata, Mammalia, Rodentia, Cricetidae. Gene Ontology annotation, molecular function: signaling receptor binding; peptide antigen binding. Gene Ontology annotation, cellular component: external side of plasma membrane. The record is from RefSeq and is a predicted model, not a curated record. The transcript has 4 exons.